Molecule: messenger RNA, 6750 nt
Organism: Equus caballus (horse)
Lineage: Eukaryota; Metazoa; Chordata; Mammalia; Perissodactyla; Equidae
Source: RefSeq, a predicted model, not a curated record
GAGACGACAACAUGGCGGCGGUGUGAGUUCUGAGCGUUGAUCCCAGGGACCCAGGGAGCGGCGCGAGUGGCCGGGGAAGGUAUCCUUCCCGGGAGACCACCCCCUCGGGAGGUGGCCAGGGGACCCCCCAUGUCCUUCAGAGAGCCUCGUGGGACUGAGACUUGGGCGAGAUCAAUCAUACCGGCGAUUCUGAAGAGAAAGGAGAAACAGCUCUAAGUCUAUUUUUUCUCUUCAUUUUACCCAUUUCUUCCUCCCUCGACUUUCCACGAGGACCUGCCACUUUUUCCAUGGUCAUCUUGGGAAGUUUUAGGUUGGAAAUUAGGCAAAUAAAGAAUGCUGAUGAAAUAUUUUUCUCAAGUCCUCGAGAUUAGAAAAUUGGAUUAAAAAGCACCAGUUCCUUGCCCGGUGUCUUCACGAUAAUUCCAGAAGGGGGAGUCUUUUGGAAGAGUAGUGCAGGCUGGUGUGGGAGGUAUGAUUGGUAAUUAUAGUAACAUAGGUUUGUCUAGGGCUUUUUCAAGUCCCUUAUUUCAACUGAUCUUCACCUCAGCUUGGUGAAAUAGGCAGGGUAACUCUCAUUUCACAGGCAAAGGGCCUGAGGCUCAGCGUUUUAGAGAGACGUGCCCAUCUCAAACAAAUCUGAGCAGCUGCUGGAAGCCAGCUUCCCUUGCUCCGGGGUCAGCGUUCCCUCCCCUGAGCCCUAAGACCUAAUCUGGACCAGCUUUCUACCCCAUCAUCUCUCAUCUCUUCUAUGCACUCGCCGGGACUUUUCACAUGUUGAUGGGAGACUGUUUCAGGGCCCUGGGGCAGGGGCUGUCUGUAGAAUCCCCUGAGGUCACGGGCAGGACUCCAGAGCCAAUCAGUAACAGACAAGUAAUGGGACCCUCCUCCCUGUCUCCCCAGCUUGCAUUUAUUUGAUUCCACCUGAACGUACACUUCACAGUUGAAGAAGGCAAGACAUGUUCAGAGGAAACAAAUAGAGAGUAAAAGCCAGAUAGAGCUCCAAACUGGCAGGAACUCCUGGUAGCCAGAGGAGUACUCCCCUUGGAGUUGUGUUCCAGGUGCCCGAUGCUCUUCCAGGCAGCCCCAAGCCCCCUCAAGAGGACUAGGGGCAGCGGGGACUAUACCAUGAACUCUGGAUCAUGCCAAAGUACCAGCACGAUAGCCGUUCCUACCAUUGUUGGCAGCAGUGUGGCCAUGAGUGCCUGCAGCAGCACCGUCAGUGUCCGGCCCACCAGUGACAUGGACACUCAGAUAUGUUUCCCAAAGAAGCAGGACAAAGUGAGGAAGAGGGUCGUCUGGGGCAUUGAGGUGGCUGAGGAGCUGGAGUGGAAAGGCUGGGAGCUUGGGAAGGAGACCACCAAGAACCUGGUUCUGAAAAAUCUAUCCUUGCAAAUCCAGAAGAUGAAGUACAGGUACCAGUAUGAAGGGCCCCCCAAGACCAAGUUCUUCUUCACGGUCAUCCCUCAGCCCAUCUUCCUGAGCCCGGGCAUAACCCUCACGCUCCCCAUCAUCUUCCGGCCUCUGGAGGAGAAGGAGUACAUGGACCAGCUGUGGUUUGAGAAAGCAGAGGGGAUGUUCUGUGUGGACCUGAGAGCCACCUUGCCUUGCCACAAUCUGAUCUGCCCACCGUCUCUGCAGUUGCCCAUGUGUGCUGUGGGGGACACAGCCGAGGCCUGGUUCUGCCUGGACAAUGUGGGGGACCUGCCCACUUUCUUCACCUGGGAGGUCCCCAGCCCGUUCCAGAUGCUGCCUGCCACGGGGCUGCUGGAGCCAGGCCAGGCCUCCCAGAUCAAGGUGACCAUUCAGCCCCUUAUGGCUAUCAUCUAUGAAGCUGAAGCCACGUGCUGGUAUGGGGAGGGCAGCAAGCAGAAGAGCAGCAUCCAGCUGCAGGCUGUGGCCAAAUGCGCCCAACUACUAGUGAGCAUAAAGCAGAAGCGACCAGAAGACCAGGAUGUUGAGGGCUUCCAGAAGGUGCUGCAUUUUGGCUCCGUUGCUGUGGGCUGCACCGCUGAGAGGCAGAUCAAGCUGUAUAACCCAUCAGUGGUGAGCGCCCCCUUCAGGAUCGAAAUGGCCCCAGACAUGCUGGCCAAAGACCAGGCUUUCUCGUGCCCCACGGCCCAUGGCAUCGUGCCCCCAGGAGAGAAGAAAUGCGUGUCGGUGUUCUUCCACCCUGAGACCUUGGACGUCAGAACUAUGGACUACUUGUCCAUCAUGCCCUCUGGCUGUGCCUCCCAAACCCUGCUCAAAGUCGUUGGUUUCUGUAGAGGUCCUGCCGUGUCCCUGCAGCACUACUGCGUCAACUUCAGCUGGGUCAACCUCAGGGAGCGCUCGGAGCAGUCCCUGUGGAUUGAGAACAAGUCAGACUGCACGGCCCACUUCCAGUUUGCCAUUGACUGCCAGGAGAGCGUCUUCAGCAUCAGACCUACUUUUGGGACCCUGGUGGGCAAGGCCCGCAUGACCCUGCACUGUACCUUCCAGCCCGCUCACCCCAUCAUCUACUUCCGGCGGGUGGCCUGUCUCAUCCACCACCAAGACCCGCUGUUCCUGGACCUGAUCGGGACCUGCCACUCAGACAGCACCAAGCCGGCCAUCCUCAGGCCUCAGCACCUCAGUUGGUAUCGCACACACCUGGUACGAGGGCUGACCCUCUACCCUCCUGACAUCCUGGGCAUCAUGCUGAGGGAGAAGAAGCUGGAGCAAGAUAGGAACGGGGCCCUCAUGAUUCCCACUGAGGACCUGGAGGACAUGCCAGCCCUGCAGUAUCCCUUUAUCCCCCCCAUGACUGAGUACUUCUUCGACGGCACCAACGACAUGGCCAUCUUCCCCCCGCCCGUCAGCAUAGAGCCUAUUGAGGUGGAUUUUGGUGCCUGUCCCGGGCCCAAGGACCCCAGCCCUGUCCCCCUGUGCCUGGUGAACCACACCAAAGGCAAGAUCACCGUGGUCUGGACGCACAGAUCUGACUGCCCCUUCUGGGUGACCCCAAACACCUGUGAUGUGCCCCCGCUCAAGUCCACGGCCAUGCGCCUGCACUUCCAGCCACCUUACCCCAACACCCUCUACGCCGUGGAGCUAGAAGCCUUCGCUAUCUAUAAGGUCCUACAAAGCUACAAUAAUAUCGAAGAGGACUGCACCGUGUGCCCGUCCUGGUGCCUGACACUCCGGGCUCGAGGCCACAGCUACUGCACCGCCUUGGAGCACCACAUCCCCCAGUGUUCCCUGGACGCCCCCAAGCUAUUUCCUGCAGUGCCUGCCAGCGAACCCUCCUACCGCAGCCUGCUCCUGAUCAACAGAGGUUCCAUGUUGCUGACCUUCAACCUGGCCCCCAAAAGCAGCUCAGACAUCUUCCUUCGGCCCAGCUCGGGCCUUGUGGCCCCCGGGGCCCACCAGAUCUUCCUCAUCUGCACCUACCCCAAAGGAAACGCCUGGAAGCAGCAUAUAUUCUACUUGCAGUUCAAUUUUUGCCCCCAGUAUCUCAAGGAGGUGAGCAUGCAGAGCCGAGAGGAGCCACUGCAGCUGAAGCUGGACACCUGCAGAAGCGUCUUCUUCAAGCCCACCUGGGUGGGCUGCUCCUCCACCAGCCUUUUCACCUUCCGCAACCCCUCGCGUCUGCCCCUGGAGUUUGAGUGGAGGGUCUCCCAGCAGCACCGAAAGAUGCUGGCCGUCCAGCCCCCCAGGGGGCUCAUCCAGCCCAACGAGAGCCUCACGCUGACGUGGACCUUCAGCCCUCUGGAGGAGACCAAGUACCUGUUCCAAGUGGGGAUGUGGGUCUGGGAAGCCGGCCUGCCCCCAAACACCAAGCCCCCUGCCACCACCCACUACAUGCUCCGGCUGGUGGGCAUGGGCAUCACCAGCAGCCUCUCUGCCAAGGAAAAGGAGCUGGACUUCGGGAACAUGCUGGUGAACAGCAAGCAGUCCAGGCUGCUGGUGCUCCUGAACGAGGGCAGCUGCACCCUCUACUACCGCCUCUUCCUGGAGCAGGGCAGCCCCGAGGUCGUCGGCGAAGAUCCCCUCGCUUUGCAGCUGGACCGCAUGGAGGGGAGCGUGCCACCCCGGUCCCAGGACACCAUCUGCCUGACUGCCUGUCCCAAACACCGGUCCCAGUACUCCUGGACCAUCAGCUACUCUCCCCUCUCCCACAGAGACAACAAGGUCGGGGAGAAGCAGGAGCUGUGCCGCGUCUUCCUGACGGCCGUGUACCCCUUACUCUCCGUCCUGGACGCCUGCUCCAUGGGCAGUGCCGAGGGCAUCACCCGGAAGCACCUAUGGCGCCUUUUCUCCCUGGACACGCUCAACAGUUACUUGGAGCGCGACCCCACGCCCUGGGAGCUCACCUACAAGGUGCCCACCCGGCACAGCACAAACCAGAUCCCCCCCGUCUUCACCCCUCUGAAGCUCACCUUCAAUUUUGGGGCAGCCCCGAUAGAGGCCCCACCCUCUGUGGCGCUCCUGGCCCUGAAGAACAGCGGAGUGGUGCCCCUGGACUGGGCCUUCCUCUUUCCAAGUGACCAGCAAAUCGACCUGGAACUGUGGGCAGAGCAAGCAGAGUUUGACGCCACCGAGCUACACCAAAUGCGCGUGCAGGACAAUUGCAUAUUCUCCAUCAGCCCCAAGGCCGGGAGCCUGAGUCCUGGGCAGGAGCAGAUAGUGGAAUUCAAAUACAGCCACCUGUUCAUCGGCACUGAUCGUCUCCCAGUGCUCUUCAAGGUGUCCUACGGCCGUGAGAUCCUGCUGAAUUUCAUAGGUGUGACAGUGAAGCUGGAGCAGAAGUACGUGCACUUCACCUCUACUAGCCACCAGUUCACCCCUGUCCCCAUCGGCGAUACACUGCCCCCAAGGCAGAUUUAUGAGCUGUAUAACGGUGGUUCCGUGCCCGUGAGAUAUGAGAUCCAGACCAACAUCCUGUCGCAGGUUCAGGAGAAAAAUUUCAAUCACCCCAUCUUCUGCUGCCUCAACCCGCAAGGGGAGAUCCAGCCAGGAACGACGGCUCGGGUCUUGUGGAUCUUCUCGCCCAUUGAGGCCAAGACCUACUCCGUGGAUGUGCCCAUACACAUCCUGGGAUGGAAUUCAGCCAUCAUCUGCUUCCAGGGAGUGGGCUAUGACCCCCAUGUCAUGGGGGACACAGCCCCAUUCCACAACAUCUCCUCGUGGGACGACAGCUCCAUACCCUCUAGGCUGAUGGUUCCUGGACAGAAUGUCUUCCUGUCCCAGUCUCAUAUCUCCCUGGGAAACAUUCCUGUGCAGAGCAAGUGCAGCCGCCUGCUAUUCCUCAACAAUGUCUCUAAGAAUGAGACCAUUGCCUUCGUCUGGCAGCUGAGGCCUCUAGAUUUUGGGGAGGUGUCUGUGAGUCCUAUGAGAGGGAAGGUGGCUCCUGAAGAGUCAGUCCCAUUUGUGGUGACCUUAAAGGCCUCAGUGCAUGCCAGCUUCUACAGCGUGGACCUGGUAUGCAAGGUGUACCAGCAUGAACUCCUGAAGCAGUACAAUAAGGAGCUGCAGGAGUGGAAGGAUGAGAAGGCGCGACAGGAAGUGGAGUUCACCAUCACAGAUAAGAAAGUGAAGAGAAGGGCCUAUUGCGCAGCCUGUGAACCUGUGAGGAAGUACAAGACGCUGCCCCCCAUCAAGAACCAGCAGUCUCUCAACCGGCCUGCCAGCUGGAACCUUAAGAUCCCAAAGGAGGAGACAUCCUGGCCAUGCCCCCAGCCACCCUCACCAGGCAUGCUCUGCUUGGGCCUCACUGCUCGUGCCCAUGCCACCGACUACUUCCUGGCCAACUUCUUCUCUGACUUUCCCCGUCACUUCUUGCACCGGGAUCUGCCAAAGAGGAAGCAACCCAGGGAAGAGUCAGAACCCUCUGAGGAAGAAUCUCCUGACAAUUGGACCCAUGUCUCCAAGCAGAAGAAGCAGCUCCUGGUUGACUGUCUCACCACCAUCAUCAGGGGCCUGCUGGAGGACAAGAUCUUCCACGAGGCUGUGGACCAAAGCCUGGUGGAGCAGAUACCUUACUUCUGCCAGUUCUGGAGUGAGCAGUCAGCCAGGUCCAUGGCCAAGAACAGCAGCCUGCACUUAGCGCCAGUCCUGUCUCCGUCCUCCAGUAGCUUUGAGGACAGCAGGAGCAAGGAGCAGGAGGAGGACAAGCUGAAGCCAGGGAAGAAGGAAGCGGAGGAAGAAAAGAAGGGUGAAGAGGAAGAAGAGGCGCUGGAGGAGGAAGAGGAGGAAGAGGAGGAGACGGAAGAAGAGGAGGAGACGGGCAAGGAGGAGCUGGAGGAGGAGGAGCUGGAGGGGAACGAAGAGAAGUUGGGCUGGGUAGGGGUUGGGCCCACGAUGCAGCCCAUGUCCCAGGAAUCCCUGAAAUGGCAGUGGCAGCAGCAGCUGAAGGUCAUAGUGAAGGAGGAGCAAGAGCGGGAGGAGAAGGAGGCCAUCAGCCGGCUCCCAGCUUUCGCCAACCUGCAGGAGGCGCUGCUGGAGAACAUGAUCCAGAACAUCCUGGUGGAGGCGAGCCGCGGGGAGGUGGUGCUCACCUCUCGGCCACGCGUCAUCGCCCUGCCGCCGCUGAGCUUGCCCAGGGUUCCGACUCCCGACCCGCCGCCGGUGGCGCCCCUGGGGCCGCAGCAAGCGGAGGCGCCCCACCCGAUGGCGCCGCCCCCUACCGACUAUUUGCAGACCUCAGGGCCCAGCCCCUCCGACUUCCUGCCCUAGGUUCCGCCCGGCCCUCUCUCCACCUCCCCGCCAGUAAAUCAUCUAGCCUUUUUGUUA